Cyprinus carpio (common carp) is the source of this 767-nucleotide messenger RNA. Its product is annotated as putative protein TPRXL. The transcript has 6 exons. Bases 81 to 767 code for a protein of 228 amino acids. The record is from RefSeq and is a predicted model, not a curated record. Lineage: Eukaryota; Metazoa; Chordata; Actinopteri; Cypriniformes; Cyprinidae.
CACACACACACACACCACAUCAUACUUGCGGUGAAGUGAGAAUAAAGUGAUUAGAGUUGGACACACAAACCUGGACCAGGAUGAAGGUUUUAGUUGUCCACAUCUGGCUUCUCUUACUACUUCUGUACCAAGCAAACAGGAGCCUGGCUUCAGGUCAAUGUUCAGUACCCACAGUGCUCUGCUGUCUUGGACUUGAUAAUGGAUGCUACCGUGGCUGUUAUUGUGAUGAGGCUUGCCUCACCAUCGGUGACUGUUGUCCUGACUACAAUCAGACAUGCUUUCAAUUACAUUCACUGCCUUCAUCUCCAUCCUCACCAACCACAUUACCAACAUCAACGUCUUCACAAACUUCAGCACCAUCACCAUCAACCUCAUUACCACCAUCAACAACAACAUCAACAUCUUCACAAACCUCAGCACCAUCAUCAACCUCUCCAACGACAUCAUCAAUAGAACCGCUAUCAGGUCACUGUUCAGUGCCCACAGUGCUCUGCUGUCUUGGACUUGAUAAUGGAUGCUACCGUGGGUGUUUUUGUGAUGAGGCUUGCCUCACCAUCGGUGACUGUUGUCCUGACUACAAUCAGACAUGCUUUCAAUCACAUUCACUGCCUUCAUCUCCAUCCUCACCAACCACAUUACCAACAUCAACGUCUUCACAAACCUCAGCACCAUCAUCAACCUCUCCAACAACAUCAUCAAUAGAACCGCUAUCAGGUCACUGUUCAGUGCCCACAGUGCUCUGCUGUCUUGGACUUGAUAAUGAUUAA